Messenger RNA from Megalops cyprinoides (Indo-Pacific tarpon), 1377 nucleotides. Its product is annotated as troponin I, fast skeletal muscle-like. Lineage: Eukaryota; Metazoa; Chordata; Actinopteri; Elopiformes; Megalopidae. The record is from RefSeq and is a predicted model, not a curated record. Bases 64 to 600 code for a protein of 178 amino acids. Gene Ontology annotation, cellular component: troponin complex. Gene Ontology annotation, biological process: muscle contraction. The transcript has 7 exons.
GCCAAGGAGUCUUAUCAGCUCUACCGCUUCUUUCACAGGGCAUAAAAUAAACAAACAGCCAAGAUGUCUGAGAAAAAGAUGUCAUCGAGUCGCAAGCACCAUCUGAAGAGCUUGAUGCUCUCAAUUGCUAAGGGUUUGCUGGAGGUAGAGGCCAGGGAGAGAGAAGAGGAGAGAGUGAAGUAUAUGGCUGAGAACUGUCCCCCACUGUCCCUACCUUCGAGCAUGCAGGAGUUGCAGGAGCUGUGUAGACAACUCCAUCACAAGAUUGAUGUUAUUGACGAGGAGAGAUACGAUUUGGAGAUGAAAGUGAACAAGUGUGCCAAGGAGAUUGAGGACAUGAAGAUUAAAGUGAUCGACCUGAAGGGCAAAUUUAAGAAGCCACCUUUGAGGAAAGUGCGUAUGUCUGCCGAUGCCAUGCUCCAGGCCCUACUGGGCUCCAGGCACAAAGUGACCCUGGAUCUGAGAGCCAACCUGAAACAAGUGAAGAAGGAGGUGAAGGAGGAGGAUAAGGAGCUGCGUGAUGUUGGUGACUGGCGUAAGAACAUUGAGGACAAAGCUGGCAUGGACGGCAGAAAGAAGAUGUUUGAGACCGAGGCUUAGACUGGUUUCUAUUGCUCGGCUGCUUGUUGUUCUCCUGAGAUAUGCUCUUUGCAGUCGAAUGGCGCUUUCUGUUUUGGAUCUCCUUGUCCUCUUCUGGUGUUUACACACGGUCAUCUGUUUUUGGUUUGGUACAUUGGAGUGGGAAAGGCAGAGGUGGUUACCUGCAGCCAACCCCCCAGGUUGGGGUUUGCACGUAUCCAUCAUCUUACCGUCUGCCAGCCUCUGAUUUGGCCCAGCUGCAUUUGCCUGUUGCAUCACCAAUUCAGUGCUUUUUGAGACCCCUCCAAUGGAAAAUAUAUUUUGCCAAGAAAUAUAUUUCAUGUGCAGACUAACUUGUGCAAAUAAAUUAUCUGAAGGAAAAUAACAGUUUUUAAUCCUUUGUGAGCACAGCUGUUUUGCUCCUCUCUUGUUAAACCUUUCCUUUCAUAUUGCACUGUGGUUUUGCCAUUUGACCACAACUGGAAGUCAAUGCAACCAUGCCUAUGAGAUCCAAUUGGGAGCCCCCAAACCUGACCAAAUCUCUAGAACACAGCCCUUUUAAUGCUGGAUUCAUUUGGCAAAAACAUAGCCAUGAACUAAUGUCUGGGAGGCACCAAACUGUCUCUGUCUGAAGCAAGGUUAGAUUGACAAUGCUUCUGCAUAAUAUGACCAAUAUGAUUUGUAUGCAAUGGGUCAGGCAUUAUUUUUACCCACUGCAAAAAUUCAGCCUGCAUGCCAAAUAUCAGUCAAUGAACAUUGAUAGCUGCAUUUACUUGAGGUUGGCAACAUAGGAAACAA